This is a messenger RNA of Lactuca saligna, 2257 nucleotides long. NCBI's taxonomy places the organism in Eukaryota, Viridiplantae, Streptophyta, Magnoliopsida, Asterales, Asteraceae. The record is from the annotation of a GenBank genome assembly.
UUUCGUCUUUCCACCUCCAUAUCAUCGAUUACCACCAUAUUGAAUGAUAUACACAGUUAAUGACCCUUCACUCUACUCUACGCACUAAACCCAACUUGUUGAUCGAAAACCCUAAUCGUUCAUUGAAAUCUUGCAUUUGAUCAUCAACCGCAAUCGUAAGUUUGAAUCCACGAGGAUGGUCCAAAUGUGGGAAAUCAGGCCAAGAAAGCAGUGUUUUGAUGCAAUCCGAAUUUACGAAGGAUAUCCCACGAUGUUCACUAUUGAGCUCCAUCAUGGAGGGAGGUUCACAAAAUUCCCAGGGAUAAGCUACAUUGAAGGAAAAUUAGACCACAUUGACUUGGUAGACAUGGAUGAGUUCUCUGUGCAUGAGUUGGACGAGGUGAUGCUGAAGCUUGGUUAUGAUGUACCACCAGUCAUUUACUACCACUAUCAAUUGCCAAAUGGAGAUUUGGAGUUUGGUCUUAGAGCUCUAGGGAAUGAUAUUGAUGUACUUAGUCUUGCACAGGUCAUAAUUGAGGAAAUAGCAGAUGAUGUGCCCACUGCAACUGUUGGUGAUCAAGAUGUCCCAAAUCUUGAAUUGUGUUUAGUAAGAUAUGAGACACCCGAAUACAAUUCAAAUAAGAGAUUGAGGUUAGUUGAUGGGAGUCAAUCAUGUAGUAAGAAAUUGUGUUUCAACUUGGAACACACUGCAACUGUUGGUGAUCAAGAUGCACAUGUUGAAAUUGGUAAUGAAGGUGCAAAUAUUAGUGAGCAAGGUGCAACUGUUAGUGGUCAAGAUACACAUGUUGAAAUUGGUAAUGAAGGAGCAAAUGUUAGUGAUCAAGGUGCAGCUGUUGGUAAUCAAGAUACAGAAGUUCAUGAUCAAGGUGCAAAUGUUGGUGACCAAGAAGUAAAUACAAGAGAGUUUGAUACCUUUGAUGACCAACCAUUUCAAUUUGAAGACUUUGAUCCUUUCUUUGAUCAAUAUACUUUUAAUGAUGGUAAUGAUCAGAGUAUGGGUGUUGGUGCAGAACUUGGCACAGGACUAGGGGAAGUUCAAUUUGAAAGUGAGGGAGUUUGUGAAGGACUUGGUGAAGGAGGUAGUGAAGGGGGUAGUGAAGGGGGUAGUGAAGGGAGUGAGGAAAACAGUGAUUUUCUUGAAGAUGAAGAAAACUAUGUAAGUGAUAUUGAGGUGGACAUGAGUGAUUUCUAUAUGAAUGUUGAUCUAGAUGUUGAAUAUGUUGACAGAGGAAAAGGUGUUGAGACUGAAAAUGAAGUUGUUGAUACAGAAGAUGUUGAAGAUGUUGAAGUCCAUACAGUUACUUUUCAAGUGGGUCAAAAGUAUAAAAGUAAAAAGGAAAUUAAGAACAAAGUCAACAAACUUGCCAUUGAGACUAGAAGGAAUCUUGGCUUCAAGAAAAACGACAAAACAAGGCUUAGGGUUGUGUGUAAAGGUAAUGUACCUAAUGUAAAUGCAAGUGGGUGUGCAAUAGCAACCACAGUACCAGAAUUUGAACACUACAUGAAUGAACUUAACAAGUUUGAUAAGGAUGCUUUUGAGUGGUUGAAGAAAAUCCCCCCUCACCAUUGGGCCAGAAGCCACUUUUCAGGCAGAGCAGGAUCAGAUAUAUUGCUCAACAAUUUAUGUGAGGUUUUCAACAGUAAGCUUAUUCAUGGUAGGAAUAAGCCCAUCAUAAGUUGUCUUGAGUACAUCAGGCAGUACCUUAUGAAGAGGAUUUGCAAUGUGAAGAAAGUGAUGUCCAAAGCUCCAGGUCCACUCACUCCAACAGCAUCAAAGUUACUUGAGAGAAAUAGGGAAGCUUCAGUCCAAUAUAGAGCUAGAUGGAAUGGGACUGCAAAAAGGUGGGAAUUGAAUGGGAUUCCAUGCAGGCAUGCCAUAGCUACAAUACAUGAAAUGGCUGAUAGUGGAGACAAAGUUGGGGAGCUUUACACUUAUGUUAACAAAGUGUAUUGGCUUCAAACAUGGAAUGAAGCUUACUCUUACACCGUGGACCCUAUAAAGGGUAGAGCCAUGUGGCAAAAAGUGAACCUGAAAAACUUACCAGAAAGUUUGUUAGUGUUAGGUGUGGGAAAUGCAACAAUAGGGGUCAUAACUCAAGGACGUGCAAAGGUCAAGGUGGGAAUGCAGGAAGAAAUGAAGGAGGGAAUGCAGGAAGCAGUCAAGGAGGGAAUGCAUGAUGCAGUCAAGGAGGGAAUGGAGGUAGCAGUCAAUGCAGGAAUUAGUGUAUUUUGUUUAAAAACUUAUCUUUUGGUUUAG